UCUCGGACUAGUUUUAUCGCAAACCAAUUCCUAUCUAUCUAAACUCCAACGAACAAUUUGCGAUAACCAACAAUCCUACGAUAAAACCUCUUAGCAUACAAUAUAUCUUCAAUCUUCUGUCUCCACCUCUAUCCCCCGCUCAGGAUACUCUACCUCGAAACCCUCAAUCAAUAAAUCAACAAAACCCCCUCAAAAUGCCCACCAAGGAACCACUAAGAAACGCCCUCACCUUCGAAAAAAAGAAUAAAGACAUGCUAAAGCUCCCCAAACAUGCCGGAAUUCAAAAACGCCCUAUCCCCCACGCCCCAAUAGCAUCCCCAUACGCCGGCUCCAGCGUCCCCAAGAUCGUCUACAUGUCAACCAACACGCCCUUCAUGAGCGCCGUGAAACGCGUACAGAAGUUCCUCCGACAGGCUGAGAAACGCGCGACCGCGUCCGUGAACCUAUCAAGCACCAAGAAGCGGGACCGGGAGAGACUGGCGCAGAUUGCGCGCGGGAAUGAAUCGUUGAAGAAAGAGGAGGUGUUUGUUAAGGCGACGGGGCGGGCGAUUGAGAAGGCGCUGCGUGUGGGGAAAUGGUUCGAGGAGAGGGAGAGCGAGUAUGCGGUGCGUGUUGAGACGGGGAGUGUACUUGUUGUUGAUGAUGUUGUAGAGGAUGAGGAGAGGAAGAGGAAGUUGGAGGAAAAGGUGAAGGGUGAUGCUUUGCAGGGUUCGGAGUCUGCGGCGAAGAAGCAGAGGCGGGCUGCUAACGCUUUAGCGGUUGCUGAGGAAGAGGAGUUGCCUGAGACGAGGACGCGGUGGGUGAAUAAGGUGGAAGUUUCUAUUGCCUUUAAAUGAAGGGUGUGCAUGGGUUCUGGGAAGAAAUUUUGGACUUGAUGGUCGACCUAGAAUCGAGAUGAGGGAGAGCAGUUGCUGGGGAUAACGCAGGUCGUUUACCCAAAGUGCUCAUGCGAUGUUA
This is a messenger RNA of Aspergillus pseudotamarii, 957 nucleotides long. Its product is annotated as ribonuclease P subunit p20 family protein. Gene Ontology annotation, molecular function: RNA binding. The record is from RefSeq and is a predicted model, not a curated record. The transcript is spliced from 2 exons. Lineage: Eukaryota; Fungi; Ascomycota; Eurotiomycetes; Eurotiales; Aspergillaceae. Bases 195 to 836 code for a protein of 213 amino acids. Gene Ontology annotation, biological process: tRNA 5'-leader removal; rRNA processing; nuclear-transcribed mRNA catabolic process, RNase MRP-dependent. Gene Ontology annotation, cellular component: ribonuclease MRP complex; nucleolar ribonuclease P complex.